Messenger RNA from Fonsecaea nubica, 1038 nucleotides. RefSeq lists its product as hypothetical. Gene Ontology annotation, cellular component: mitochondrion. The coding region runs from base 1 to 1038 and encodes 345 amino acids. Gene Ontology annotation, molecular function: pyruvate dehydrogenase (acetyl-transferring) kinase activity. Gene Ontology annotation, biological process: protein phosphorylation; regulation of glucose metabolic process. NCBI's taxonomy places the organism in Eukaryota, Fungi, Ascomycota, Eurotiomycetes, Chaetothyriales, Herpotrichiellaceae. The record is from RefSeq and is a predicted model, not a curated record. The transcript has a single exon.
AUGCAGCGUUUGCCCUAUGUGGUGGUGACAAAUCCGCACCUAUCAUUUGUCUACGAGCUCUACUACAAGUCCUUUGAGAGCUUUCGGCGUGUCCCUGUUAUACGAACUGUGGAAGAGAAUGACGAUCUCUGCAAAGUGAUCGCCGACAACCUGAAGGAACAUCUAGCGGUGAUCCCCAACCUGGUCAUGGGAGUGCUGGAGUGUCAAGAUUUGGUUUCAGUCGACACGAUGGACAAUUUUGUGCAGACCAUGCUGCGAGCUCGGAUUUCAAGACGUGUCAUUGCCGAACAACACCUGGCCCUGACGGAAACAUUCAAUUCACCGUGGCACGUGCCCCAACCCAGCUCUGAGAACGAAUUUGUUGGUGAAGUCCUGCUCCGCUGCAAUGCCAAAGAGGUGAUUGAACGGUGUGGCCGGUUCACGCAAGAGAUAUGCAGGUCGACCGCAGGUACUGAUCCAUUGGUACCAGAGAUUCGAAUUCAGGGACACACCAGUGCUACAUUCCCUUAUGUUCUGAGUCACCUCGAAUAUAUUGUGGGCGAAUUGUUGCGGAACUCGGUCCAAGCAGUUAUGGAGAAGUAUCGAGAUCCUCGAAAACCGCCACCACCUAUUGACGUGCUGAUCUGCGAGGCACCCCAGAACGUGGUCAUCCGCAUAUCUGACCAGGGUGGAGGUAUACCUCGAGAGAUCACGCCCUUUUUGUGGUCCUUUAACAAAGGACCUAGAAGCGCUGCGCGCCUUCAAAACUUCAGGGACGUCCCCACACUUGCCGCCACCAUGCAGGAAGUUCGACUGGGUGCGAGCGACAAGCCGAGUGGAAAAAUCAGAGAUACAUCCCUCAGCACUUUAGCCACGAGACCCCCUGAUCUUAGGUUGGGUAUGGGUUUGCCCAUGAGCCGUGUGUACGCGGAGUAUUGGGCUGGUAAGCUCGAGUUGCAUAGUCUGGAGGGAUAUGGUGUGGACGCAUUCCUGCAAAUCUCGAAAUUAGGCAAUCAGAACGAACAGGUUACAUCACGAGCUACAAUCGACGCGGUAUGA